Messenger RNA from Leucoraja erinaceus (little skate), 943 nucleotides. Its product is annotated as gamma-secretase subunit APH-1A-like. Lineage: Eukaryota; Metazoa; Chordata; Chondrichthyes; Rajiformes; Rajidae. Gene Ontology annotation, biological process: positive regulation of catalytic activity; Notch receptor processing; Notch signaling pathway. Bases 137 to 586 code for a protein of 149 amino acids. The transcript is spliced from 6 exons. The record is from RefSeq and is a predicted model, not a curated record. Gene Ontology annotation, molecular function: protein-macromolecule adaptor activity. Gene Ontology annotation, cellular component: gamma-secretase complex; endoplasmic reticulum; membrane.
UGAUGAACUUGCUUCCGAAGUUCCCACACCAUGGGUUCAAGAACUUCUCAUAGAUGUUUGUCUAACUAACAGGAGAGCGGACCAAGGGCUGGUGGCCAUAAGUGAGGAUGGACAAUCACCCAUCUCCAUCGGACAGAUGGCCUACGUCUCGGGCCUGGCGUUUGGAGUCAUCAGCGGUGCCUUCUCCGUCAUCAACGUUCUGUCCGACUCGCUGGGGCCCGGAGUGGUGGGGGUUCAUGGCGGCUCCCCCUACUUCUUCCUCACCUCCGCCUUCUUCACCAUGGCUCUGGUUCUCCUGCACACGUUCUGGGGCGUUGUGUUCUUCGACGCUUGCGAGAAGCGCAACUGGCUGGUCCUGGCCGUGGUCGUCUCCAGCCACGUCCUGACCUCCGGACUGACGUUCUUGAAUCCCUGGUACGUUGGAAGCCUCGUCCCAAUUUACGGCCUAGUGGUUGCCAUGGGAACGUGGGCCUACUGCACGGCUGGAGGGUCAGCGCACAAUAUCUGGCGUUGCUUCACAUGCCCAAAGAAACCCGACCCUCAUGUCCUGAUCUACUCCACUCUCCGAAACCCAGCUGAAGACUGACAACCGAGGACCAGACCCUCGGUACGCACCUUUCCUCCCUUCAAAAUGGCUGCCCCCCACGGUCCUGUGGCGUGCUGUGAUAGUGACCAAAUGUGAAAUGGAGAACGUCAUCUCCCGCGAGACCCUUUAAGAUGUAACGGAUCAACAUCCAAACACUAAAUCAUGUCCUCCUGGGCUUCUGCGCCCAACCCCCCUCGACAUGAGGUUCAAACAUGGCCGCAGGGCUGCCCUCGUGAUUGCCUGCGAAAAAUAAUGACGUGCAGACACCAGUUGACUGAAUUCUGUGUCAGAAAGUGCUCAGUGGAGCGUUUAAUAUCUCACUACAAAUACACGGACGAUAUUUUUUUUUUGCAAUGU